GCGCUUUCAACCAACAGCACUCCAAGGAAUUUGGUAGCGGGAUGAGGACGCGGUGUGCUGAGACGACUGCCUCCUGCGCAGAUUCAGAUGCAGAGCCAUGCAGCAGUCGGAGAUCUCAUCCCUGCAGAUCUCGUCCUGUGAGGCCCAUGUUAGCCUCCCUCCUCUGCCUGCUAUCGGCGCUCCCCUCCCUCCUUCAUGCCUUUCAGCCUCCAGCCAGCGUCUCGAGGUCACCUCUCGCGCGGACCCUGAUGCGCAGAUGGGCCAAGCCAGCGACGGCCGUCGACGCGCCUGCAGCUCCCGCCGCUGCCUCGACAGACGGCAAGCCGCGGCUGCGCAAGACACGGCAGGAGAUAGAGGACGUAUUUGCCCCGUUUGUUGAGAACUGGUUCGACGGCCGUCCCAACACGAAGCUCUAUGAGAGGGACGUCAUCACUGCCAAGGACAUGCUGUCGCGGCAGCAGCGCAUCCAGGCGGUGCUCAAGGAGGAGAAGGAGCGGCAGGAGGCGGCCGGCGACGGCCGGGCUGAGCUGGUGCACACGGCCGAGGAGGCGGGGACGCGCUAUGACCUGCACAUCCUGCCCGACUAUGACCACCCCCCGCCGACCUUCGAGGAGCAGGCGAAGAGCUACCCCAAUGGCACCUUUGCUGAGGUGUGGCAAGACCACCAGAAGAUGGAGCAGAGGAAGGCAGACGAAAUGCAGGUAAGAUAGGAAGCGCACCACAUGCGAUGCGUUGGUUCUCCUGCAGCGCAUCACGGCUCGGUGUGUCCAUGCGUGUGCACAGGAGGGCCCGACGGCAGUGGAGCGGUUUUUGUUCAGCAGCGGUUUUGAGGGCGUGCGGCAGUACCUCAACAGCAACCUGUUUGUUGGUGUGGAGCUGCUGCUGCUCUUCCUGUUCUUCUCGUCUGUGGACUGCGGCUGGACGGGCGACUGGUCCAUGCUCGGCUGGCUCACCAACGACGUGGAGGCAUACGCAAGACAGGUAGUCCUGAACCUUUGUGCGCAAUGGUGCUGGUCUGGUGUGGUGGUGCAUCCGUGGGGGUGUGCGGUGCGUGUCUGUGUCUGUCCAGACGGUGUAUGCCUUGUUGGGUAUUCGGUUGUUCGCUGCCCCCGUGUCUGCCUUCCUCGCCGUCAGCAAGGGACUCGACUGGCGCGUCAACGCUGCCAGGACAUUCCUCUUCGGUGUCGCCGACAUGAUGAGGGGUACACACCGCACCCUCAACAAACCCGAACUGAAAUGUGGUUGAUAUAUCGCCUGUGUGUGUAUGUGUGGCUGCAGUUGGUCUGGCUGACGACAAGGAGACCCGUGAGUAUAAGCGGUUCAGGGAGACAGAGCCCCUUCACGACAUCUUCACCAGCGACCAACUCCUGGACAAGUGAGACAGAAACGAGUGCACACGCAUGGGUGUUGUCUGGUUUAUAUCUGUGUGGGACGUCAGUGUGUCUGAGCGCGGUUUGAUGCUGAGUAUGGUGCUCAAGUCUCGCAAGGAGAAGGCACCGGUCACACAGGAGCUCGUCAGGAAAUACUACGAAUAGUAAACCACACACACAGACAGCAUAGCAUAGCAUUUGCGACACACGUGUGGUUUGUGUCGAUAUAUCAGCGUGAAGCAGGUGGAUGUGGAGACGAUGCACACGGUGUCGGCCAUCAACGUCAACCAGGACCCGAGAGGGCGGCUCGACUUCAUCAUUGUGGAGCGAUUCGCAGACAUCCCACACCUCAUCAGACACCAAAACGAGCCCGCCUUCAAGGCAAGCACACAGACACUUGGCAAUCGAUGGACUGUACGUGUGUGUGUAUGAGACGAUGUGUGUACGUAUGUGUGUGUGCAGUCGUUUGUGGCGGCGCUGCAGGAUGAUGACUGUCUAGAGGAGCCCAUCAACCUGCACAUCGUCGGAGACGCUGACGGACAGGUCCAAAUCAACAGGUACGCGCAUACACACACACAGAGAGAGAGACCCGCACACACACACAGACCCAUCUACUGUCUUGUGUGUGUGUCUCCCUUUCUUCCUUCCGUCAGGUAUCCGUUUGGCCCUGGCGGUGAGGGCGGCCGUGACGACGCCCUCUUCUCGUCGCCCAUCAACCUUAACGCCAGGCAGCAUUAGCGGAUUUUUGUGUACAUAGCAGACAGACCUGGACGGAUGGCAG
Messenger RNA from Vitrella brassicaformis, 2151 nucleotides. The record is from the annotation of a GenBank genome assembly. NCBI's taxonomy places the organism in Eukaryota, Vitrellaceae.